Zootoca vivipara (common lizard) is the source of this 5754-nucleotide messenger RNA. RefSeq names its product oligophrenin 1 (gene OPHN1). Gene Ontology annotation, cellular component: dendritic spine; terminal bouton; cytoplasm. Gene Ontology annotation, biological process: regulation of endocytosis; signal transduction; regulation of synaptic transmission, glutamatergic. Gene Ontology annotation, molecular function: protein binding; GTPase activator activity. The record is from RefSeq and is a predicted model, not a curated record. NCBI's taxonomy places the organism in Eukaryota, Metazoa, Chordata, Lepidosauria, Squamata, Lacertidae.
CGUCUCUGGCGCUAGUGGGAGGGGACUUGCAGCUGCGCGCCGGGCUGGAUAGUGCUUCUGCGGUCGCCUGCUCCACCUCCAACUGGGUCCAUUCAGAGCCGGCGCGGAAGCCCAAGCAGCCGUGGAAGAAGGGAAGAGAAGGGCCAGCCGGCUCCUCGCUGAUGCGGCUUCAAGUCGGCGUCACGCCAGAUUUCUCCAGGAACCAUGGGGCACCCUCCACUGGAGUUCAGUGAUUGUUACCUGGACAGCCCUGACUUCAGAGAAAGGCUCAAAUGUUAUGAGCAGGAGCUGGAGAGGACCAACAAGUUCAUCAAGGACGUCAUCAAAGAUGGGAAUGCUCUCAUCAGCGCCAUCAAAAAUUACUCAUUGGCUGUACAGAAAUUCUCCCAGACUCUCCAGUCCUUUCAGUUUGACUUUAUUGGGGACACCCUGACAGAUGAUGAGAUUAACAUUGCCGAAUCCUUUAAGGAGUUUUCGGAGCUGCUUCAAGAGGUGGAACUUGAAAGAUCAAUGAUGGUGCAAAAUGCUAGUGAUUUACUGAUCAAACCGCUGGAAAACUUCCGCAAGGAGCAAAUUGGAUUCACCAAAGAACGGAAAAAGAAAUUUGAGAAGGACGGGGAGAGGUUCUACUCCAUGUUGGAUCGCCAUUUGAAUUUAUCUUCAAAGAAAAAAGAAUCCCAUUUGCAAGAGGCUGACAUGCAGGUAGAUAAAGAGCGGCAUGUUUUCUUUGAAUCUUCCCUGGAAUACGUCUAUCAGAUCCAAGAAGUGCAGGAGAGCAAGAAGUUUAGUAUUGUGGAGCCUGUCUUGGCUUUCCUCCAUAGCCUCUUCACCUACAACAACCUGACUGUGGAAUUGACGCAGGAUUUCCUGCCAUAUAAGCAACAGCUUCAGCUCAGUCUGCAGAACACUAGGAAUCACUUCAGCAGCACACGGGAAGAGUUGGAAGACCUCAAGAAGAGGAUGAAGGAAGCUCCUCUCACUUGCAAGCUCCCUGGGAAGCCGACCAUAGAAGGCUACCUGUAUUCGCAAGAAAAAUGGGCGCUGGGCAUCUCAUGGGUCAAAUACUACUGCCAAUAUGAGAAAGAGGCAAAGGUGUUCAGGAUGACACACAUGGAGCAGAAGCCAGGGUCAAAGCAAGGCACCUUACACCUGAUGCUGAAGUCCUGUGUGAGGAGGAAGACAGACUCCAUAGACAAAAGAUUUUGUUUUGACAUUGAGACGCUGGAAAGACCUGGGCCCAUCACCUUGCAAGCCCCUUCAGAAGCAAAUCGACGGCUCUGGAUGGAGGCCAUGGAUGGGAAAGAGCCGAUCUACCACAGUCCCAUCACAAAGCAGGAAGAAAUGGAGCUGAACGAGGUUGGCUUCAGAUUUGUCCGGAGGUGCAUCAACGCCGUGGAGACAAAAGGUAUUACAGUUGAAGGCGUCUAUCGAACUGUUGGAAGCAACAUCCAGGUGCAGAAGCUCCUGAAUGCCUUCUUUGACUCAAAGUGCCCAGGAGAUGUGGACUUCCAAAAUAGUGACUGGGACAUCAAGACAAUUACAAGCUCCUUGAAGUUCUACCUCAGGAAUCUCUCUGAACCUGUCAUGACGUAUAAGCUUCACAAAGAAUUGGUCUUAGCUGCCAAGUCUGAGAACCUGGAUUAUAGGCUGGGGGCGAUCCAUUCCCUUGUCUAUAAACUCCCUGACAAAAACCGAGAGAUGCUAGAAAUGAUCAUCAGGCACCUGGUCCAUGUGUGCGAACACAGCCGGGAGAACCUGAUGUCUCCAUCUAACAUGGGGGUCAUAUUCGGCCCCACACUCAUGCGAGCCCAGGAGGAUACCGUCGCUGCGAUGAUGAACAUCAAGUUUCAGAACAUUGUGGUGGAGAUCCUCAUUGAGCAUUUCCACAAGAUAUAUUCCGGGGCCCCCGAGGACAAUGCUGCACCCCCAGUGCCUCCUCCCCGGGUAGCCACUCGACGGCACAAACCCAUCACCAUCUCCAAGCGCCCUCUGCGGGAGAGGCCUGUCUUCUUUGGAGGCUCCGUGGAAGAAAGUGAAGCAGAUGAUGGCUGCUUCCACACCCCCAACGGCACAAUGCUUCCUGGCUGCACAGAGGCCCCCAGACCACUCCAGCGCAGCAGACUGCCCUUGCAGAGGCCAGGGGAGGCUGAUACCAGGCGGCCCAGCGCAGAAGGCAGGUCGGAGCCAUGUGCAGAUGUGGAUGUGGGGAGACUGGUCUCCAGGCUCCAGGACAGCGGGCAGAAGCUCCCCAGCAAAGCGGCGAAUGGCAUCAUGCCUGUGACAGAGUCCCUGAAGGCCUCCACUCUGCACGCUAAGAGGCCGGCUCCCAGACUAGGGCCGGGCUGCAAGGAAGGUGAAUACGAAGGCUUUGCUAAAGCACGAUCACCUGGAGAGAAGCCAGUGAUAACACGUCCUCCAGUGAGACCACCAGACCCUCCAUGCAAAGCCCCGGCGGCUCAUAAGGCAGAGGCCGCCUCUGUGGUGGCCUCCAGGACGAAGUUUUUUGAGACAGCUUCCUUCAGGAGAGGGAGCUCUUCAUCACCACAAGGCAGACUCCCCAGUGAUGAGACCUGAAGGAUUAAUGACUUGUAUGUCUGAUCCUGGCUGGUUCCAGAGAGAUUUGCCACAGCGCCUCCUCCGGUCCUCCCUCUCCUGGUUCACGAGUCUUGCUGCGGCCGUUGAAGCAUACCAUUCUGAAUAGUUUCCUAAGUGAAUAAAUCCACCUUGCCAUCGGUUUCCGAAAGUAGCUCCUCCUUUCCUCCUUUCCUGCUUCCUCCAUGUUUCUACUGUUGCCUAUAUUCAAGAACACUUGUUUGUUUCACUUUGGGAUGUUUGGGAGAAGUUGGAAUGCCCCUGUUGGCCAAGGAAGAGAGUUGGGGAGUGGUUGCGAACAGUUUUAUCCACCCUGUUCCACAUCCCUUUAAUGUGGCAGGGUGGUGCCAUCCCAAGAUUUAUGUACAGGGCUUUGGGGGAGCACCAGCUUUUAAUGCACUGGCUGUCUUAAGACAAAUCACUCUGUGCAUUGUAGGGGGACGGGGUGUGGGGAGAUGGACACUCCUUUCUAAAUCCUUUUCAGGAAUGCGAAGACAUUUCCAAGCGGGGGUUCUCCCCCACAGCAAAGCACUGAAGAAUGAACCUUUUGGUUUUUCUGCAGUGGAACAGAGAGCAUUUUUGGUGGUUAUGCUGCCUCUGCAUCCUCUGCUUGGUCUCCCCAGGUGGAAAGCCAUUGUGCACUGGAAGGAGACAGGACCAUCCUGUACAGUUUUCAUUCCACCCUGGAGCAGACACGAGAGAGCCUUCGGUUUUUUUGGGGGGAGUAGACCCCUUCACUUCCUGCCUGAGGCGCUUAAACACAUGGUAACUUCCAUCAUCAACGUGCCUCUCUAACUCUGGUCUACUGGGGAGGAGGUAGAGGUACUUUAAGCAGAGAUGUUCAUUUUCCUGGUUCUAGGAAUGCAUCCAUCCUAUGUCUUGUGUUUAUCAGGAGUGUGGUCAAAAGCACUCCUUCGGAUUGUGUGGCUUUGAAGAACUGGCAUCACAACACACACAGGUUUCUGAGGACCAAAGCAUAAAGCAUCAAGGCAGACCAAGCAACACCUUUUCUUUGUUUGUUUAAAUAAUAAUCAAAACUCAGUUUAUAUUGAAUGUUAGAAUCUUUACCGAUUCACAUGUCUCCUGUAAAAAAUAAUAAUCAAAACUACUCUUUGGCUUCCCUUACUUCCUAAAAACAAAAUAAAAACACCUGGGCAUCAAAAUAUUGCCGACAACUCUGCUUUUUUCCCCCAAACGCAGCCUUUUGUAGGGCUGGAAAGAUCUUCAAAAUGUGGUUGAAGGACACAACAGCAAGAAAGCUGUCUGGAGGGUGGCAACACGAGAACGGGCCUUAUCUGCAGUGGCUCCCCAUUUGUGGAAUGCUCUCCCCAGGGAAGUUCACCUGGCGCCUUCAUUAUAUACCUUUCGGUGCCAGGCAAAAACAUUUCUUUUUAACCAGGCUUUUGGUUGAUUUGAUUGACAUCCUAUGUCCUUUUAAAAGGUGGUUCUUUGGGGGGGGGGUGUUAUUGGGUUGUUUUUACUUUGAUUAUAUAUAUUGUGGUUUUAUAUUUUGAUUUUGUUCUGUGAAUCGCCCUGAUACUUGUGGGCAUAGGGCGGUAUAUUAACUAACUAACUAACUGCUGUAAAUAACUAACUAAAUAACUAACUGUGGGCAGAAGAGAUUGACACGCAAAGUAGAAACGUUUCCAUCCCAAUCCGGUUGCUGCACACAAUCUCUGCAUGGGUACAAUUCAGCUACUUUUCCUUCAUCAGCUUUACCAAAGCCUUAAACUAGUGAGAAGCAGGGAGGGGCCUUCUAAGCAGCAGGAACACUUUGUAUUCAAGAUAGACAGGCCGGACUUUUUACAAACACACCGUCCUAAAUGGGAAGGGCCAACACCACAGCAGGAACCUCCUGUUUUAAAUUCUCAAGGAACCCGGACAAACCCACCAGUAGUCCAUGCUGCCAGCUAGUCAAGGAACACCGGGAGCAAGAGAGAAUAUGCUGACGGUAUGCAUGAAACUGGUUUUUUCAUUUUCCAAGGGAACGUAAGCGGAGCUGCUGUAGAAGUGGAAACAGGAUCCAAGGAUGUCUAGAGGUUUAGGGUGGGAGGGAGCCUAUAUCUGCUCUGCAGGGCCAACACUUAGCACAGGGUGUGGCCCUCCAGGCUCCAAGCAACACUGAUGUGUACAAACCUGCUUUGUAAGCAGAAUGCUAAGCUUAGAGCAGGCAUCCCCAAACUGCGGCCCUCCCUCCAGAUGUUUUGGCUUACAUCUUCCAUGAUCCCUAGCUAACAGAACCAGUGGUCGGGGAGGAUGGGAAUUGUAGCCCAAAACAUCUGGAGGGCCGAAGUUUGGGGAUGCCUGGCUUAGAGGCUUAAAGAGUUUUUGGGUUUGUUCCGUGUCCAUAUGCACACAUGUUUAGUCAGUGGCCAAACUAAACAUGGUGGUGCAUAGUCAUUCUUACGUUCAUGCUGCCCUCCUACUUAAGACGCUCAGAAGUUUCUGUCUAAGUAACAGCAAGUCUGUUAAUAUAAUCGUAGAUAGAUCUAGUGAAGGUAGAAAAUAUCCACUUACCGGGUCCAGUGGUGGGCGAGGUUUGUGGCCUGGCAUGCCGCUCUGCUGGCCGUUGCUCCACCUAUCCCUUUGGUCUCCACAGAGCUUUCCGGGUUCCUGGAACGUUGUGGCCACUUUAACCCCAAAUAUGUUGUCAUGUGUUUUCCUUUGAGGCCUAGCUCCUGGAGGGGAGGGGGACUGCACCUUGGCACGCAAUCUGCAUGCCCCCCCUUCUCCUGGAUUGGGCAGUGUUAAGUCCUCGAGGUUGUAGUGACCAAAGAAGAAAGCAUGGAGUCACCAAGCCCAUUUCAGUGUUGUGAGUCCAUGAUUCCAAACAAUCAAUUAAUGGAUUGUGCAGAUGUCCCAUGUCCUGAUCACGUAGCAGCUAGGGGGAAAUGUGGAAGAUGCAGUCGGCACCAGAUAGCAGCAGUUGACACACAACAUGUGCUUUAUUGUAUUCUAGCUGGUACAUUUUUCAUCAGGCCUCCGUUCAUCAUAAGCUAAAAGAUGCCCAGCAAUUCCACACACUAUUUUUGUGAAAUUUAAGGCACUUAAGGUAUCUGCCACCUGUUGUGGGGGGUUUUUUUGUAUUUGUUUUUUUGGACUUGUAAAGUGUUUAGUUGCAAUGAUUUUAGUGAUGUUAAUAAAGUUAAUAAAGAAGGAGAA